AUCAAAUCGUAUGAUCCAGUUGUGUCGCAAGCCAGUGCAUGCGUGUCUGGUGCUAGCUAGUAGCGAGUGGUAGUAGAUCCUCCCCGAACCCGGUGCUUCGCUCUAGACAGUAAUUCAUAGUUCUAAAUCAGAAAGGGUAAAAUCAUGUUUUUUCUAUUUGAAAUUCUUGUUCUAAUCAUAAAGAUUUGUGUAGCACUGGCGACAGAUUUCUACCAUAUAUUUGUACCGUAUCCUAAGAAGGAUGUACGCGGUAAGGUUGUUUUGAUCACCGGGGCUGGACACGGUCUAGGCCGCUCGUUUGCUCAUCGUUUUGCCAAGCUAGGGGCGAAGCUGGUGCUAUGGGAUAUGAAUGAAGAAGGUAAUGAAGAAACCGCCAAACAAGUACGAGAUUUGGGGGCUGAAGCACACACAUUCACGGUAGAUGUUCGUAAAAAGGAUAUCGUUUACCAAACGGCAAAUAUUGUGAAGGAAAAGGCUGGAACAGUGGAUAUUCUCUUCAACAAUGCAGGCGUUAUAUCGGGCGAAGAAAUAUGCAACCUCACCGAUGGGCAGAUCGUCAGGACGUUCGAAGUUAAUGCUAUUUCCCACUUUUGG
Anneissia japonica is the source of this 594-nucleotide messenger RNA. Its product is annotated as estradiol 17-beta-dehydrogenase 11-like. Gene Ontology annotation, molecular function: oxidoreductase activity, acting on the CH-OH group of donors, NAD or NADP as acceptor. Gene Ontology annotation, cellular component: lipid droplet. The annotation marks the transcript as partial. NCBI's taxonomy places the organism in Eukaryota, Metazoa, Echinodermata, Crinoidea, Comatulida, Comatulidae. The transcript has a single exon. The record is from RefSeq and is a predicted model, not a curated record.